AUGAGCAAGAUUUUGUUGAAUGUCUCUGAUUUAACAGAUCUCAUCAAUAAUAUUAAUCAAUCCGAUAACAAUAGCAGCAAUAAUGAGGAUGAGUCGAUGAGGAUUCGAAUGUUUGUGCAACUAGUGGACAUACGGUAUUGUGAACCAGAUCGUAAGGGUCGUAGAUCCCAAUUGGUCGUACAGGACUUGACAGAUUAUAGAAAACGGGAUUCUACGGAUGGCUGUGAUGAGCUUAAAACUGUUAGUUUAAUGAUAGAUGAUAGCUUGUUUCAAGAAGUCUUUGGUGAUGGAUUCAAGAACAGCGACAUGGGAAUGGCACCUCAAUUGGGUGAUCCAAUUGAUAUUCGAAUUGGAUUAUGGAAUAAUGGGGUCUGUUGCACUGAGGUUCUAGAUAUUAAAAGGAUUAGUUUGCAAGAAUUGACGAUUUUAAAGGAAUUUUUGAGUUCAGACCUAGGGAAAGAGUUUCUUGGAAUUUAA
This is a messenger RNA of Vanderwaltozyma polyspora DSM 70294, 477 nucleotides long. RefSeq names its product Ten1p (gene TEN1). Gene Ontology annotation, molecular function: single-stranded telomeric DNA binding. Bases 1 to 477 code for a protein of 158 amino acids. Lineage: Eukaryota; Fungi; Ascomycota; Saccharomycetes; Saccharomycetales; Saccharomycetaceae. Gene Ontology annotation, cellular component: CST complex. The transcript has a single exon. Gene Ontology annotation, biological process: telomere capping. The record is from RefSeq and is a predicted model, not a curated record.